Molecule: messenger RNA, 1793 nt
Organism: Phlebotomus papatasi
Lineage: Eukaryota; Metazoa; Arthropoda; Insecta; Diptera; Psychodidae
Product: zinc finger and BTB domain-containing protein 17-like
Exons: 2
Coding region: 109-1293 (394 amino acids)
Biological process (GO): regulation of transcription by RNA polymerase II
Cellular component (GO): nucleus
Molecular function (GO): RNA polymerase II transcription regulatory region sequence-specific DNA binding; DNA-binding transcription factor activity, RNA polymerase II-specific
Source: RefSeq, a predicted model, not a curated record
AAGAGGUUUCAUUGACGUGUACAAAUGACAGUUCUCCCCUAAUCCACAAUAAAUACGAUUUUUUCGUGCUCAUUCUUCAGAAAUUCUCCUAUUUCCUGUGCAAAAAUUAUGGAAACACAAGCAGAAAAUGAAACUUUGUUUGUGGACUGUAGCAUUGUGAAGGAAGAAUAUGAUAUUCAGGAAGAGAACAACGUUAUUCUUCCUGCAACUGAUAAUCCUGGAGAACCAUCAGAAACCCAGCGACCGCUGAAACUCGAGAGAAAAUACAAAUGUCCUAUUUGUGGAAAAGGAUUCACCCAACCAUCUCAUGCCAAAACCCAUUUGGCUGUUCAUUCAACUGAAAAAACUGUUCCCUGUCCACAGUGUCCAAAGAAAUUUGCAAAUAAACCCAGAUUGUACGUCCAUUUACUUUCCCAUUCGAACAUAAAUCUUCCCUGUGGAAUCUGCGGGAAGGUCUUCAAAUCCGUAUUGCACUACAGGAGACACCUAAAGAGGCACACAUCCGAGAAUAAGUACGAAUGUGAGAAAUGUGGGAAUAAAUUCAAAGAAAAAUUGAUCCUGCAGCGUCAUAUCGUUCGAGUUCAUAUUAAUGAGGAAACCAGUAAAACUCAGUGUCCUAUCUGCAACAAAGUACUCAAGCAUGAGUUCAGCCUUAAGAAUCACAUGGCCAUUCACAGUGAAAGAACUCCCUUUGACUGCCAAUACUGCAGUAAGUCAUUCCAGAGGAAAUCCUAUCUGACGAAACACAUUGCACAGCACCACAAGGAUCAAGAACAACCCAAGCAGAUCAAUGUUAAAGAUUUAGACAAGGAACAGAUUAAAGAAUUAGUGGACAAACUCUACAAGGAUGUUCCCACGACUAUAAAUGAUCCAUUUUUAUGUACAAUCUGCAAGAAGCUCUUUAGGAACCUGGAAGAUAUUAAGCUGCAUUCCCUACAGGUUCACUCAACUGAAUACAUCAAUCCCGAGAACGUAGAUGCUGUCCAAUUUGUCAUCAAAGAGGUCAGAGAAAAGAAGCACAAAUGUUCAGUUUGCGACAAAGCCUACUACACUCAAUACGAACUUAACAAUCACAUGGCUAAUCACACUUCUGAGAAGAAUUUCUCCUGUACUCAAUGUUCAAAGGCUUUUGGGAACAAACUGAGACUGUACUAUCAUCUUAAGACCCACGAUACUACCCGAGCUAUUCCAUGCCACCAUUGCGACAAGUUUUUCAAAACAGCCAAGAUUCUCAGAGCACACCUGAAACGAGUUCAGGGUACCGUAAAGAGUGAGCCAGAAGAAAGUCUCUAAAAAUAUUUUAAUUCUAUAAUAUUGCAAUAAGUUUAAAACGCAAAUAGAAUAAUAUGGAGAAAAUCAAUGAUAAGCCACGAUAAAUUAAUUAAACUUGAGUUAAAAUUAUCAAGGAUCGAGUUAUCAAAUGCAUAAAGUCCGAGUAAGUAAGCAUUUCAUACGGAUAGGGGACAGUGGGGUAGUUUAGGCAGCUUAAGUUAUUUUUUAAGAUUCAUUUACCAAAAAUUUAAGCUGUUAUGCACAGAAACUUGCUGAUUUAUUAAUUUAUUAAUAAUUAAAUUAAAUAAUCAAAACUAUGCACAAAAGCAGGUUUAUAAGCACUGUCAAGUUCUUGUUAAAUUAAUCAAGAUGUUUCUAAUGUCCACCGCCCGAGGGCAGAUCUAGCGCUGAGGAAAUGUUGAAAGGGUUUUUAAAUUUAAAGACUUUUAAACAUUUUGGGGCAUUCGAGCGAUAAUUGUAAAUUUUGAGCAUUUAUUUCAUUGCGAAAUUUUCAUUAAAAA